AUGGGUAUAAACAGUGAAAAUGGUAUGGCAGAUAAUGGUGAUGCUAUCUUGGACAAAAAUCUUUACUCGCGACAAAUUUACGCACUGGGUGAAUCAGCAAUGAUGCAUUUGAGAAAAGCAUCUGUGUUAAUAUCAGGCAUUGGAUCAGUCGGUGUAGAAGUCGCCAAAAAUUUAAUUCUUGGUGGUAUUCGUCAGGUAACAAUCCAUGACACACGUGAUGCGAGAUGGCUAGAUCUGAGCGCACAGUAUUAUCUGAAGGAAUCAGAUAUUGGACGAAAUCGAGCGGAAGCAAGUUUUGAACACUUAGCCGAACUGAAUGACAGUGUUACUUGUCAUUUAUCAAUGGAUCCACUGAAUGAAAAUUUUGUAAAACAGUUUGACUUAACAGUGCUUACUGAUGCUCCUCUCGCCAUGCAACUGAUAGUGAAUGAUUGGACUCGCAAGCAUAAUCGUCAUUUUAUAGCUACCGACGCUCGAGGACUGUUUGGUAUUGUAUUCGUUGACGUAGGUGCAGAAUUUAAAGUAAAUGAUUUAAAUGGAGAGCGGUGUAAAGAAUUGCUGAUUGAGCACGUAGAUGCAGAGACAGGCGAUGUAACAACGUUAGAUAAUGUGAUGCAUGGUCUUGAAGAUGGCGAUUACGUAACGUUUUCAGAAGUUAAAGGGAUGACUGAGUUAAAUGGUAUUGAACCACUCAAAAUCACCAUUAAGAAACCAAAUGUGUUCAAUAUCGGAAAAGUUGUUGCCAAAUUCUCGCCUUAUGUGGAAGGUGGACGUUUUACACAGGUUAAAGUGCCUUCUAUUAUUUCGCAUAAAUCACUGAAGGAGUCACUUAUUGAACCGGAUAUAUUAAUGUGGGAUUUCGCGAAAUUCGAAAAUCCCUCCCAACUCCAUGCUUUAUGGCAAGCAUUGCAUUCUUUUGAAGCUAAGCAUAAACGAAGUCCUAUGCCACGAAGCAAUGAGGAUGUUGGACUUCUCAAGGUCGAACUCCCACCUGGUGCAGAGUUAGAUGAAAAUUUGCUAAGGAUCUUCAGUUAUCAGGCUUGCGGUAAUCUUGCACCUAUUGCAUCGAUUGUUGGUGGUAUCGCUGCGCAGGAAGCAAUGAAAGCUGUUAUGCAUCAUAUGACUCCGCUGAAACAGUUUCUUUACAUUGACUGUAUAGAAGCAUUGCCUGGCGAUUGGUCACCUUUCGACAAUAACAAUCUGACGGCUAAUGAUUGUGAAAUGAAAAACUGUCGCUACGAUGGCCAGGUUGCUGUUUUUGGACGAGCUUAUCAGGAAGCACUUCUAAUACAAAAAUAUUUUAUUGUUGGCGCAGGUGCAAUUGGGUGUGAAUUAUUGAAAAAUUUGGCCAUGAUGGGUGUAGCAUGUGGACCCGAAGGCAAAUUAAAAAUAACAGAUAUGGAUCAGAUUGAAAUAAGUAAUCUUAAUCGACAAUUUCUGUUCAGGAGAAAUGAUGUUGGCAAUAAAAAAUCUGAGGUGGCUGUCAAGGCAGUAAAAGAUUUCAACCUUAACAUUAAAAUUGAUGCUCUUUCGGAACGUGUUGGUGCCGAGACGGAGAGUAUUUUCACUGAUGAUUUUUUCAACGAUCUCAACGGUGUGCUGAAUGCACUCGACAAUGUUGAUGCACGGCGAUAUAUGGAUCGUCGCUGUAUUUACUAUCGUUUACCGUUGCUUGAUUCUGGAACAAUGGGUACGAAGGGUAAUACGCAAGUGGUUUAUCCCCAUCUUACUGAAUCUUAUGGUUCAUCAGUCGAUCCGCCGGAAAAAGAUAUUCCAAUUUGCACAUUAAAAAAUUUCCCCAAUGAAAUUCAGCAUACCAUACAGUGGGCACGCGAUUUAUUUGAAGGUUUAUUCACAACUCCAGCAGAAACAGCAAAUCAGUUCAUAUCUGAUGAACGCGGUUUCUUGCAGCGGGUUGAUCAAAUGAACACAGCUCAACGACUGCACAUGUUGUCCAAAGUAGAAGAAGCUCUGAUCCGCGAAAGACCACACAGCCCAGAAGAUUGCAUAAAGUGGGCUCGGAUGAAUUUCCAAGAAUAUUUUCACAACAUGAUUGCACAGUUAUUGCAUAUGUUUCCGCCUGAUCAGGUGACUGAACAGGGGAUUAAAUUCUGGUCAGGUAGUAAACGUUGUCCACAUGUUUUGGAUUUCAAUCCGGAUGAGCCGGAACACUUCAAUUUUGUUUGGGCUGCAUCGAUUCUUCGAGCACAUCAGUACGGCAUUACACCAAUAAUUGACAAGAAAAAGUUCUUGGCUGUCUUAAAUGAAAUCCACCCACCACCUUUCAUGCCGAAAUCAGAUGUAAAGAUAGCUGUUACUGAAGCCGAAGCAAAACAAGAAGAAAAAGCAACAGCUGAUGAUGACGUCGACGAGAAACUGCAGUCAGUUAUGAUGAAUCUGGCGAAAUUGAACAAAAAAACAACAAAGUCAUUGAUUCCGAUCGACUUUGAGAAAGAUGAUGACACUAACCAUCACAUGGAAUUUAUCACUGCUGCUUCAAAUCUACGCGCUGAUAAUUACCAAAUCACACCAGCAGAUGUUAUGAAAACGAAGCAGAUUGCUGGACGCAUUAUUCCAGCUUUAGCGACGACAACAUCUGCUGUUGCCGGAUUAGUUUGCAUUGAAUUAUAUAAAAUGAUUGGUAAUGGACAUCAGCCACCGAACGUCCCACUGAAAGUUUUCAAGAAUGGAUUUUUGAAUUUAGCGUUGCCAUUUUUCGGAUUUUCGGAACCAAUUGCAGCGCCAAAGAAGAAGUGUGCGGAUGGCUAUUUUACGCUCUGGGAUCGAUUCGAGAUACAGGGACCGAAGAAAAUGAAGGAAUUAAUUCAAUGGAUCAAGGAAGAAACUGGACUGGAUGUAACAAUGAUGUCAUGUGGGGUAUCACUCAUCUAUAGCUUUUUUUUAAGUAGUGAUAAAAGAAUGGAACGCUUGGAGCAAGACAUGAAAGACAUUGUGGAAGAAGUGACGAGGAAGAAGAUUCCAGACUAUGUGCAGUCAAUUGUUCUUGAAGUAAUAGCCAAUAACAAGGAUGAUGAAGAUGUGGAAAUUCCAUAUAUCAAAUUCAAUCUCAGAUAA
Molecule: messenger RNA, 3075 nt
Organism: Brugia pahangi
Lineage: Eukaryota; Metazoa; Nematoda; Chromadorea; Rhabditida; Onchocercidae
Source: the annotation of a GenBank genome assembly